AUGCCGUCGCUCUCCAGGUUCUUCAAAGGCCGUGAUCUAUCGUCUAAGAAAAGCGCAAAACCACUUGUCAAUGGCAACACUGCUCCGAUAACACCGCAAUGGAGUGAUGCUUGGAUACGCACCCGGGUGGACCCAGAAGAAGUAGUAGAGCUACUUUCGGGAUGUACGCGGGAACUGAAGUCAAGAGCGCUUGAUCUGCCUUUCAUCCUGCUACCGUUUCGUCCAACCUCCGAUCCCAGCGCUGCCAGAGCCUUCGUUCGAAACUAUUUCUUCCCGCCGGCAGAUCGAGAAGUACUCAAAGGAGAAUCAUUGACAAGAGAGCUCCGUUUGAUUGAGCCGAUGGUCUUAGCAAGCGUCAUGAAAUGGUGCUGGAGCCGCCUGCCAGGUGGGGUAGUUACAUGGGAAACAUAUGAGCUAUUCAGAAUUGGCGAAAAGGAUUCCGCUCUUGCAAGAGAUGCGUUCGCGACAUUUAUACCCAUGAGCGUCGAUUGCGAAGCCCGCAGACAAAUCGUAUUUGACUUCUUCGACUUGAUGGCAGCUCUUGCUGCGCACGGGAAAUCCAAUGGUCUGGGAGGGCGCAAACUCUCGAGAUAUGCCGGAUGGUGGGCGUUUGAGCAUUAUGAUACUGGCAAAGGAUUCAAUGCUGGUUACAGAGGCUGGGCCAGCGCCGCCGAUGCUGCGAGCCAUUUGUUCUUUGCUUAUCUGCGCUCGUUGUACCCUGACCCAGCGAAAGGACCCAAGGGUAUCAUAGGACUUCCCACUUCACUUCAGCAGCUCGUGCAGGCCACAGAGUAUCCGCCAGAAGCCCCAACCCUCAUGUUCAAUGAGGCUACAAAGGUUGUCAUGGUUGUCAAUAGUGUCUCGCCGACACCAUUUGCGCUCCUCCGCCGGGCCAAGAAUUUUGAGUAUAGAGAUGAUGACAGCGCCUUGCAGCAAUUUUCCAAUUAUGAUGAUCCGGUGCAAGCUUUGACCGAGGAGUGCAGACGAGUUCUGAAAUAUAUUUCCUCUACAAACCACUCAACCAUCUCGACGUCCAAAGCCUCUACCAGUCUUCGAGAUGCGUCAUGGUCAAGGUUCGAGGAUGUGGGUUUUGGCGCAGCGGUAGACGAGUCCGACGGAGAUGAUGACGGUGAUGGUUCUAUGCUUGGUCCAAAAGGCGAGCCCGAUAGUCUGAGGCGGCGAGCGCUGUCACAGAAUUGGGAUAUGGGCCGACCAACGACACCUUCUUGGGCGGAUUUUCUCUCUACUGGCUUCGAUGAGAAUGGUGAUAAGACGGCCUCUUCGAUCCUGUUGCCUCCAGACAAAGUCCUACCUCCUAUCCAUACCACUCCCCGCGGCCAGAGCUCUCAGUCACACCGACGAAACAUGAAUCCAGAAGCUGACCUGGAGCCCGGCGAACUGGCAAGGAUUGACAAAAUAGCUUUGGAUGAUUCUUUCUGGUGGGUGUGGAUCAGCAGUCUUGCAGUCGAAGAACCCACUUCACGAAAAGCAGUAUUUGGUAGAUGUGCACUGAUUGAGACUGUUAUACGUGGUGGGAAAUGGAUGAUCAUGGAGGAACAGGUCAAAGGCGCCGCACCAGAACCUGCACCAGGAACCUACAUCGCAAAGAAAAAAGGAUUUCUUGGCUUUACAACCAAGCGAGGACGGCUAACGAGGAUAUCGACGCCUAAGCAGAGAGCGCCACUAAGCGAUCCUUACAUGGAUGCCGAUAGUAUUGCGCCCAUCAACAGAACCAAUAUUACACCAGAUCAACAUGCCAAAAUACAAGCGGCAGCUGUAAAGCUAUAUCGCCGGAAUCAAGAGCAGGAUCGACUGGCGAAUAGCCCUCGUAGAGGCCGGCACGAAGACGAUCCAGACAAAACAGACAGCGUUUUGACGCUUCAACCUAUGCUAAUGAAGGAAGCAACGCAAGCGAUGCAGUGGGCUAGCCAAUAUGAUAAAAAGGAUUUCAUGGCCCAGUAUCUUGGAAAGGACCAGGCCAGCAGAGGAAGCACUCCUGAUCUGCCAGCAGCGCCAGCAGCGCCAGCAGCGCCAGCAGCAAACGGCUCGAUUGCAAACCACUCCGCUGUGUCUUUUGCCGAGCCCCCAAAACGAGAUGAGCUACCCACACCACCUGAAAGAAUCGCUCUCCCAAGCUCGCCGACACUUACUUCGAAAUAUAUCCCUCUCGCGGUGCUGCCGGCUCCUACACCUCCGAAGCAUGUUUCCCUGCCAAAGACUCCAAGUCCUCCACCAGCUCAAGAUAGUCAUCUUCCUUUACUACCGAGUCCUCCACCUUCCACCAUAGUAAACCAGAAGCCGGUCCCUGCCCCAUCUACGGAGGUCACCGAAACAACCACUGCAGCCUCUGGCGAGCCGGCGGCCACAUCAUUACCGCAGCCACCAAGGCCAGUUGCGAUUGAUCGUCAGACCCCACAACCUCAAGCUGCAAUUCCGAGAAAAGCUCUGCCAUCUUCACCAGAGAUGAAGGCGGGGAAAAGAAGACCCGCAGGAGCAGGCAUCAAAGGCAUGUUUGGCGGCAGACGCGUCAAAGAGGCAUCGUUCACGCCACCGGUCUCCCCUCCCAUUGAGAACGGUCCAGCAAUUGCAGCAGCACGCGCUGCCCUUGCAGUCAAAAGCAAACCUCAGCCAAAUGGCCACUCUGUACAUCAAGCUAUCACACAAGCACAUAAUGAGACGCCCAGUCCUGCUCAUGGCCGAUCACAAAGACCGCUUACCCCACCGUCGGAGCCAGCCUGUGAAGCCCCUGACACUCCACCGGCAUCAGACCGCGUGCCCUCCGUAACAGCUGUUCCACAUUCUGACGAUGCUCCCAAGAUGCCUUAUGCUGCAGAGGGUGAGAACCUCUCUCGUGCAGCCACCCACGAACGAGAACAAGCGGAUCCUGUACGUUCGACCUUUGAUCAAGGGCCGCUCAUCGAACAACCUGCUUUCAUACCCCCGGAGUCUCCUGUUCGAUCGGAGCAGAUUACACCUGCAACAGAAGAGCCAUUCCAACAGAUUCCCGGCGCUUUCGUGAGCCAGGCCGAAAAGGAUGAAGCCGACGAAGCCAAUGAAGCCAAGGAUCUUACCAGACAAAUUUCUCCUGUUCAAGAUCGAUGGGCACAGAUCAGAAAGAACGCUGCAGAGCGUGCAGCAAAGCAAAUUGAGGAACAGAGUCGACAAAGUGAGCUGAAGACAGAUGAGGGUGCAAUUAGUGGCGAAGAGACAAUCGAGUCCAGAGUCGCACGAAUCAAAGCACGCGUGGCCGAAUUGACAGGCAACAUGGAGGCUUCGCGACGCUAG
Endocarpon pusillum Z07020 is the source of this 3285-nucleotide messenger RNA. RefSeq lists its product as uncharacterized. Bases 1 to 3285 code for a protein of 1094 amino acids. Lineage: Eukaryota; Fungi; Ascomycota; Eurotiomycetes; Verrucariales; Verrucariaceae. The transcript has 6 exons. The record is from RefSeq and is a predicted model, not a curated record.